UGCUUCCAAGUGCCCGCUCAUCGUGAAGCAAAGUAUUUCAACUGUCUUUCACACAAUAGGGAUGCCCUAUGCUUCCAAGUUUUUCAACGGUGGACGCCCAGAUUUUGGUAAACUGGCUCACUUAGACGAUGAAUUGGCUAAAUACUAUAGAAAGGGAAGGUUGGAUUUUAGAAAGGAGAGUGUCUGUAUUUCACUUACAAAGGCCAUUUUCCAACACGAGUUCGGUUUGCGGUGGUCCAUUCCGCCUGGCCAUCUUUGUCCUGCAAUACCUUCACGACUAGAAUAUCUAUGUUGGAUAGAAACACUUUUGAAAUUCGAAGGUGAUUUGCAACUACCCAUUCGAGGUUUAGAUAUAGGAACUGGAGCAAGUUGUGUUUAUCCACUUUUAGGAGCCAAACUUUUGGGGUUCUAUUUUACUGCUACAGAAGUAGACCAAGAAAGUUAUCAAAGUGCCUUGAAAAAUAUUCAGGAUAAUAACCUUGAUUCACAAGUUGAAAUAAGAAAAGCUUCUCAAGGUGAAAUAUUGCACGGGGUUAUGCGAGGAACAGAUACUUUCCAUUUUGUUAUGUGCAAUCCUCCUUUUUUUGCAGAUAUGAGUGAGUCAAGUAGUCAUCCUUUCAGAGUGAAAACCGGAGAUGGAAGGCAAAUGGUUACGAGUGGAGGUGAAGUCAGUUUCAUUUCACAGAUGGCACGAGAGAGCGUAGAAUGGAGCCAAAAUAUUCGCUGGUUUACUUCUCUUGUCGGUAGAAAAAAGGAUUUGGGUAUUUUACAACGAUACAUUCAACAAAAUAUUACAACAGAGGUCCGAAGGACGUGCUUGAAACAAGGUCGGACGAGUAGAUGGAUCAUUGCUUGGAGUUUUAAGAGUCACGGAGCGUUGGUGACUGAAUAGCUAACCAGUUCGUAUGUAUCAUGUUGUAUCAAAGGCUAUUUAUAGUACUCUCUGCAUAGUUGCUCUGGUCUAAUUUUUAGUAUGAAACUCUUAUAUUCCAUCAGUAAACACAUUUCAGCAAAA
Molecule: messenger RNA, 1015 nt
Organism: Galdieria sulphuraria
Lineage: Eukaryota; Rhodophyta; Bangiophyceae; Galdieriales; Galdieriaceae
Product: ribosomal RNA large subunit methyltransferase F
Exons: 1
Coding region: 62-892 (276 amino acids)
Biological process (GO): rRNA base methylation
Cellular component (GO): nucleus
Molecular function (GO): 23S rRNA (adenine(1618)-N(6))-methyltransferase activity
Source: RefSeq, a predicted model, not a curated record